Molecule: messenger RNA, 2226 nt
Organism: Pyricularia oryzae 70-15
Lineage: Eukaryota; Fungi; Ascomycota; Sordariomycetes; Magnaporthales; Pyriculariaceae
Product: fatty acid elongase
Exons: 5
Coding region: 502-1536 (344 amino acids)
Biological process (GO): fatty acid elongation, monounsaturated fatty acid; sphingolipid biosynthetic process; fatty acid elongation, polyunsaturated fatty acid
Cellular component (GO): endoplasmic reticulum membrane
Molecular function (GO): fatty acid elongase activity
Source: RefSeq, a predicted model, not a curated record
GGGUCGCACGGUAAGACCUCGACAAAAUAUUUGCCCGGGCCUGCCAUUGCCCAUAUCUUUUGAUUAAACAUUAAACCCGACCUCGAGAAGCCCGAGUCUUUCUCUUUUCGCAUUUUCCUGUCCACCUUACUGUUCAGGAUCUUGUUUUUCUCCUGCCGCCUUGAUAGAUGGUCAGCUAACCAGCCGACUCACUUUUUUUUCUCAUUGUAGCCCGUUGCUUCUUGUCACUCCUUUAAGACUUUCUUAGAACGUACUUUUUUUCUUCGUACUGUUCCUUGCGACGCGACUCGGUCACCUUAGUCCGCAGCACCCACCCAGCUGUGUCCAGUCGUGGCAUUGCAUUUGCGAUCCGAUCUUUCCGUGUCCACAGUUCGGGUGCAGCAGCCUCUUUUCUGACGACAUUUUACCUGACAGAAAAGGGGGAAUUUUUUCUGACGGAAUAUUCUAUAUUGCAUAGGUCUCGACGCAUUUGCGCACGUUUGAAACCCCCAAUUGGACACAAUGGCGGAAAUACUAGACAAGAUCCCCAUGCCGACUAUCGACCGGCCAUUUGGCGUGCACUUAUGGCCCAUCUUCAAUAAGGCCUUCGAGGCCGUCGUUGGCUUCCCGGCUGACGACUUCCACUUCGAGGUCGGCAAGACGCCCAUGUCAACCCUCAAGGAGACGGGUAUCUUCAUCGUCAUUUACUACAUUAUAAUCUUUGGUGGCAGGGAGUUGAUGCGCAACCGCGAGCCCUUCAAGCUGCGGUCGCUCUUCCUGAUCCACAACUUCUACCUGACCUUUAUCAGCGGCGCUCUCCUGGCUCUUUUCAUUGAGCAGCUCGUCCCCACCAUUGCGAGGCGUGGCCUCUUUUUCGCCGUGUGCGACAAGGAGGGCGGUUGGACCCAACCCCUGAUCGUUCUGUACUACCUCAACUACCUCACCAAGUACCUGGAACUCCUCGACACCGUCUUCCUGUUCCUCAAGAAGAAGCCCCUGACCUUCCUUCACUGCUACCACCACGGCGCUACCGCUUUCCUUUGCUACACCCAGCUGAUUGGCUCGACCGCCGUUCAGUGGUCUGUCAUCACGCUGAACCUGAUGGUCCACGUUGUCAUGUACUGGUACUACUUCCAGAGCGCCCGUGGCAUCAAGAUCUGGUGGAAGGAGUGGAUCACCCGUCUCCAAAUCACGCAGUUCGUUAUCGACCUGGGCUUCAUCUACUUUGCCUCGUACACGUACUUCACCUCCACCUACUGGCCCUGGAUGCCCAACGCGGGUCAGUGCGCCGGCGAGGAGUUCGCCGCGUUCGCCGGUAUUGCCAGCAUCUCGUCGUACCUGGUUCUGUUCAUCUCGUUCUACCUUGCGACCUACAAGAAGGAGCGCAAGCCUCCAACUGCUCGCAAGUCCCUGCGCCGCAUGUCGCAGGCUCCUCUGCCUGACCCCCACAGCCUCAUGGGCGCCGAAGGUGCUGCUACCCCGUCCAAGGCCGCCAACGGUUUCUCUACUGGUGCUAAGACCAACGGUUCGUCGACCCCUCGCUCUCGCAAGGCGUAAAUGGCCGGGGUUCCUUCGAGGGAUCGUCAAGAGACCAAAGAAACCCAAUAACUCGGCUCUAUACGCAAACGUGCUCGUCGGGUGAGGAUGAGCACUGGGCAGAAGUCAGGCGAUGUCUCGAGGCAUCAGGCCCUACUGCCAGCGUGCGGUUUGAUAAUUUCCUUAAGGGGCGGGAUCACUCAUGUCAGCAUAUCGAAAGACAUCCCUUGACGAGCUAUCCGACUCGGACCCCAUCCUGGGAGGCGCCAACUUUGUCAUUGCGCCUCCAUGACAAGAUAUAAAAAUUGGCGCGGAUAAAAUAACAUUUUAAUGACGUUUGAUGCGUGCGGGUUGGGAUGGCUGAUGGUAUACACUUUAAUGGCAAAGGGAAGUUGGGGGCGCAACUGGGUGCGGGCUCUGGCCCAACGUUGCGAAGAUGAAAGUGAAGGGGAAAUGUGGCACCGCGACUAUCUAUCGCCUUGCCUUCCUUCUCGUCACGCUUCUGCAUUUGCCACUUGUCUUUUUUUUUCCUAUGUUCUCACUUGUCAUAUAUGUCCAUUUUAACGACGGCCUCACGCCAAUGUUGCACCGGCAUCUUACAUAUAAACUUGGGCUGGUGGGUGUGGUGGAAGAGGUCAUAUAAACAAUGCUAAUAUCGUCCAAAGUUUACUGCUAUUGAAACAUGGGGCAUUUCCAGGUGUACGGCUGGAG